AUGGAGGUCUUUUUACCAAUCAGUGGGGAUUCUACAGUUGGUCCAGAUUUAAGAUCUUUUGAUGAAAUAGUUGCAUCUCAUAAUGAAAGGAAAUUUAUUGUUUUUGAUGAGUAUUUGGAUUUUUAUUUGAGGGUCAAAAACGAGAAUGUUAGAGUUAAAGGCUUUGUCGUACAUAUCAAUGAUAAUAAAUUAAUAUCUUUGGAUUUUGACGAAUGUUUCCUUAAACUUGAUGGAGUAAACAACCAAGGAUUAUACAAACUGAAUAACAAUUUCUUCAAGACCUAUUUGUUCAAAUCAUCAAUUGUCAUGAAUAAUGGCCAUAAUAAUAAAAUAAUUUUCAAAUUUUCUUAUUCAAGUGAACCCAAGAAACAACCUUCUAAUGAUGAAAACGAGAUGCCUCAAUAUUUACAAUCAUUUCAAGAAGUGAACUUAUUGGAUGAGUUAAGCGCUGCGCAAGCUACUACGAAAGAAUGUAAUGUCUUCACUAAGGGCAAAGAAUUCUCAGUGGAUUACCCAAUUUAUUCACCGUUGAAUAUGAGAUUAAGAAAUAUUACCAUCUAUGAGAAUAAUAAAGAUAGAAUUAUAAAUAAUGGUGUAAUGACAAGUUAUAUGAACAAUUUCAUUCUCACAUCCUUAGAUUUGCAAGUAUCCCAACAAUUGAAACUAUUAAUUGAGAAAUAUUUUGAUAGAACAGAAGAAUAUGGACUAGUGUUUAAUACUAUUAGAUUGAGUAUUUCAGAUGAUGAUAACUUUGAUGAAGAUUUAGUGAUAAAGCCGAUAGAUGAUUCAGAUACGAUAACACUGCCUAUAAGUGUAUUGAAUAACGAUAGUUAUAGUAUAAUAUACAAAUUACCAGAACUUUUUGUAAAUUCCACUGGUAAAAAAAACAUUAAAGUAAAAGUGAAUAUUGAUUAUAAUUUAAAAAUUAAUAAUAAAUUGAAAAUAUUUGAUAUUCGCACCACAUGGGGUAGUGACAUUUCACUUAAACCAAAUGCUUAUAGCGCCUCAGCGACUGCGACUUCAAACAUUCAUUCCAACUCAUCGAUGAAUUUAAAUGGUCUGUCUAACUCUUCUUCACAAAUGAAUAUACAGACACCAAGAUUAGCAAGUGGAAGAUUUAUAAAUUACAAUUCAAUUAACAAAUUAAACAAUAUUUCAUUUAAAUUUCUAGAGAAUAAAAUAAUAAAGAAAAAAGGUGAAGAGUUUAAAGUUAUAUUGCAAAUAAUAAACAACUCACAAUUUCCAUUAAACGCAGUAGUUUAUUAUAAUAAUCCAACAAAGAAUGUAAAGAAUAAUGUAAUUUUACUAUCCAACGAUUUCAAAGUCCCAAUAAUACAACCUAAUGAGACCUAUUUUGUGAAUUUAAAAUUUAUUGGUAUAUCUGAACAGUUCGUGCAAUAUCUAAAUGGGUUGAAACUAUUAGAUUUACAAACUAAUGAAAUAAUAGAAAUAGGGAAUUCACUAUCCAUCUUAAUCCAAUGA
Tetrapisispora phaffii CBS 4417 is the source of this 1482-nucleotide messenger RNA. RefSeq names its product Trs65p (gene TRS65). The coding region runs from base 1 to 1482 and encodes 493 amino acids. Gene Ontology annotation, biological process: intra-Golgi vesicle-mediated transport. The record is from RefSeq and is a predicted model, not a curated record. The transcript has a single exon. Gene Ontology annotation, cellular component: trans-Golgi network; TRAPPII protein complex. Lineage: Eukaryota; Fungi; Ascomycota; Saccharomycetes; Saccharomycetales; Saccharomycetaceae.